AAAGAUCAUGAUGAGGAUGAAGAUGAGGAUUGUGGGGUUAAAGAUUUAGGGAUGAAUGAGAAACCUGCAUUGAGGUUUAGGAAAGUGAAAUGGAAGAAACCUUUGGCUGAAGAUGUUGAGAUUGUUGGAAAGUUAAUGGAGGUACCUAAAAAAGGAAUCUUAGUUAAGAAAAAUGAAAUGAAAUUAGAUUCAGAUGGGAAUUUAAUAGGUGAAUCCAAGAUGAAAAUCUUACCUGAAUUUGUAAUUGUAAAAAGAAAAGUUUGGUCAAGAUGAAAUCAAUCUUAAGGAUUGAAAAUGAUGAUUGGUUCUUUUUUGGUUUUUUUUUUCAUAUUUUGGGGUUUUCUUUUCUCGUUUUUUUUUCUUGUAUUAUCAUUGUGUUUUUUUGUGUUUUCUGUAGAAGGAAAGUAGUGGUUUUGGUCUUGGUGGUGGUAGAAAUGUAUUGGGUACUUAUUGUAUACUUUAGUAUCUCUUUGGUUGAUCUUCUUUUUGUGUGUGUGGGUGUGUAUGAAAAGAUUGGAGUUGGAUAUCUACAUUGAUCAAUGGGUUCAUGGUUAUUCUUUUUUUUUCAAGUUUGUCUUUCUUACUUGGAUAUUUUUGGUUUUCUGUUUUUCUUUGUUUUCUUUUUCUUUUUCUUUUCUUUGGUUUUCUUUGGAGUUAUAUACAUGUGAUCAAGAGGAUUCUUGUUAUAAAGUUUGUUGUUUUGAAAGAUUCUUUUGCAAAAUGAUACUGAU
This is a messenger RNA of Melampsora larici-populina 98AG31, 731 nucleotides long. RefSeq lists its product as uncharacterized. The transcript has 2 exons. The record is from RefSeq and is a predicted model, not a curated record. The coding region runs from base 270 to 536 and encodes 88 amino acids. NCBI's taxonomy places the organism in Eukaryota, Fungi, Basidiomycota, Pucciniomycetes, Pucciniales, Melampsoraceae.